Molecule: messenger RNA, 1692 nt
Organism: Pelobates fuscus (common spadefoot toad)
Lineage: Eukaryota; Metazoa; Chordata; Amphibia; Anura; Pelobatidae
Gene: MLST8
Product: MTOR associated protein, LST8 homolog
Exons: 9
Coding region: 111-1094 (327 amino acids)
Biological process (GO): regulation of actin cytoskeleton organization; TOR signaling
Cellular component (GO): TORC1 complex; TORC2 complex
Molecular function (GO): protein binding
Source: RefSeq, a predicted model, not a curated record
GCGGCUCUCUUUCAGAUCCCGGAGCCUCCGUCUCCCUCCCGUGACGUCAUUAUGAAUGGCCAGUGACGUAUUAGGAAGUGGCCGGGAGCGGAGGAUAGUUAGAAGGCACCAUGAUGAGCUCCUCGCAAAGCACAGUUGGCAGUGAUCCUGUCAUUCUCGCUACAGCCGGUUACGACCACACCGUACGCUUCUGGCAAGCCCAUAGUGGUAUCUGUACUCGCACAGUGCAGCACCAAGACUCUCAAGUGAAUGCCCUUGAAGUUACCCCUGAUCGGUGCCUGAUUGCAGCAGCAGGAUAUCAGCAUAUCCGCAUGUAUGAUCUGAACUCCAACAACCCAAACCCUGUGAUUAAUUACGAUGGAGUGAGCAAAAACAUCACCUCCGUUGGGUUUCAUGAAGAUGGACGUUGGAUGUACACCGGAGGAGAAGACUGCAUGGCUAGAAUCUGGGAUUUGAGGUCUCGUAAUCUCCAGUGCCAGCGAAUAUUCCAGGUGAACGCUCCAAUCAACUGUGUCUUCUUACAUCCCAACCAGGCUGAGCUUAUUGUUGGCGACCAAAGUGGGGCAAUUCACAUCUGGGACCUAAAAACUGACCAUAACGAGCAAAUUAUUCCGGAGAACGAAGCCGCUGUCAACGCAGUCCACAUCGAUCCGGACGCCAGUUAUAUGGCCGCCGUAAACAGCGCUGGCACCUGCUUUGUUUGGAACCUGACAGGCGGACUCGGAGAGGAUAUAACUCAGCUCAUCCCGAAAACCAAAAUACCAGCUCACAAACGUUGUGCUUUGAGGUGUAAAUUUAGUCCAGAUUCCACCCUGCUUGCCACGUGCUCUGCUGACCAAACUUGUAAAAUCUGGAGAACGUCAAACUUUUCCCUAAUGACUGAACUGAGCAUCAAAAGCAAUAACCCUGGGGAGACGUCACGCGGCUGGAUGUGGGACUGCGCAUUCUCUGGCGACUCUCAGUACAUCGUCACAGCCUCUUCUGAUAAUCUGGCACGGCUGUGGUGCGUUGAAACCGGCGAGAUCAAGCGGGAGUACAGUGGACAUCAGAAAGCAGUGGUGUGCCUUGCCUUCAAUGACAGUGUGUUGGGAUAAAUAUCUUGGGUGUUCCGUGACAUUUCCGUGACAACCCUGCUAGAAGAAAAGGUUUAAGCCUUCAACUAGUGGUGUACCGCGGCAGUCCAACACUAGUCCUCGUGUAAAUAAGAACAAUAUGUCAUCAAAGCACUGGGAACUGAAAUUGUGCAUUAUGCUGUCACGUUGUAUAACAUCACUUAACAAGUCAGAAAGAGUAAACCGUGCCCAGUGCUAGAUCUCUGCCUGCGGCUAGCAAAGCAUCAUGGGAGACUGAGUUCCUCUACAGCUGGAGAGCGUUUCCUGUUACACAUUACCCAACCUCUGCUGGGCAUUGGAAAUCUGUCUCAGGUGGAGAGCCACCUGUUGCUUCCACAAGACCUCAGCUCUGCUGGCAAAGCAUAUUGGCAGCAAUCUUCUGGCUAUCCCUGACAUGCCUUCUGGCUGGCAAAGCAUUAUGGGAGUUGUAGUUACCCAAAAGCUGUAGCGCUACCUCUCCUCUGCCCUACUUCAGCACACUGCUGCUCAGUCUGUAAUAUAUAUGUGUGUGAGUAUCAAGAGGAUUUUGUAAGAUCUCUCAGCUUUUGAAACCGGUGUCUAAAGCUAGUCAAUAAAAAAA